Molecule: messenger RNA, 1506 nt
Organism: Perkinsus marinus ATCC 50983
Lineage: Eukaryota; Perkinsozoa; Perkinsida; Perkinsidae
Exons: 1
Coding region: 1-1506 (501 amino acids)
Source: RefSeq, a predicted model, not a curated record
AUGCAUAGUCGCCGCCCCAAUCCUAAGGAGUUCAUCAAGACACCACGUCUUCAUCGGAGCAUCAUCAAAGACGUUGAUGCUGCUGCUGCUGAUGUUAUCAAACUAAAUCCGAAUACGGCUAAGCCGAGAGCAAAGGCAAAGGCCAAGGGCAAGGCGAAGGCCAGAGGCAAGGCGAAGGUUAAAGCCAAAGCUGAAGGCAAGCGAGCAGGGAAAACUGUGGUGACUUUGGAAACGUUAGAGACCGACAUCUCCCUCGGCAACAUUGGUGGUGACAGUUCGAGUGAUGAUGAGUCGUCCUUACAUGGCAAGAAGCGUGACAGAGGCUCUGACAGUAGCACCCUCGCUGAGACUAUGCCCACUCCGAAGCGAGUUAUGAGGGUUCCCCGUUUGGUCAUCCGAAGUGCACUGCAAGUUUUGGGCCCGGCGGAGUUCCUUGAUACACAGAGUAUUUGCCGUCUAGCUGCGACUUGUCGGUUAUUCCGUGAGAUGUUCUAUCCUGUAUGUGGCUCGAUCCGUCUACCAGUUUUGGAUCUCUCGGGCACUGUGCGGGAGUCGCUGCUGCGAGUUGUUGGUCGGCUGGAUGUGAAGGCGUUGAAAGUAUUGCGUGUCGCUGUGGAUGCCGAUGGUCAUCGCCGGGCUCUAUCGGCGUUAUUGGAUAAGCACAAGUUCUUGCCUGAGCUGAGGCAUCUCACACUCGAGUGCUACAAUUCUCAAGUGAGCGAUGCCAAGAUUUCCCUCGUCAUGGACCGCCUGACUGAGGCCUCGACGUCGAAGCUUUGUAGCCUUACUCUGGUGAACGUGUGUUGCGGUCCGGACUCGAGGGAAGCCGUGGUCGACCUGAUAAACUCGGCCACAGGUCUCCGUUCGCUGUGGUUAGCGGAGCGGAGUCCAUUGCCGAACCGACUAGCCUUCCCCCCUUCACUGGAGUUCCUCACCGUCACAUCAAGGAGCUCCUCUUUAACUAUGGAUGUAAAACCUCUCAUACGUUUUCUGCGGAAGAGUAACCUCCAGAGGAUCACCCGAUUCGAUCUCAGUGGUGUGAAGGUCACUGGGAUAGAUGCUCUCUCUAAAGAGAGAGUUGAGGGUUUAUGGAAUCUUCCCAACUACAUGCCCAAGUUGAUAUUCUUCGCCGUUCGUAUACCGUUCUGCCCGCUGGGACUUCGUAGUCUCAUAGAGCUACGUUUAGCUCAUCCGCGGUCUUUGUUUCUGUUCCGACGUGCUCUAUCUGAAUGGCAGUCUCCUGGAUUGGUUAUCUCCCAUCCCUCCGUGCGUCAAGGCCUUGUAGACUCGCCCUUCGCUAGAGCCUCCUCGACGUCAGAUCAGAUGCUUUGUUCUGCGAGGAAUCUGUAUCGCUUUGUUGGUUCGGCUCCUGGGCCCGAUGUUUUGUAUGAGAGUGAGUUCAACAGUACUUGGCAGGAGUUGUCGGAUCCGUUGAAACGACAGUAUAUUAUUUUAAGCAGGCUUUGGACAGCUGCUUGGAAGGAUUCAGAUUUAUCCUCCCAUUAG